AUUUUGAGAGAAUUGCGUUGGGAUUAUAAAUUUAUUUAAAAUGAGCGAUUCGCGAGUGUGAUGGAAUGGAUAUCGAUAUGGUAGCUUUGAUUUUAAUGGAAUAGAUGAAGAGAUACACCAUUUAGAGAAUCCUUCAAUCUCAAGCAGAUGGAUACAUAAAUCUAAAACACAACUUUAUUAUGUUUUUCAAACCCUUCUUCCCGUGGUUUAUUGUUUAAUAGUUAGUGGGAACUUGGGAAUCACCUUCCUUUCCCUCUAUCCAUUCUCAAAGAUCAAAAUAACAACUAUUAUUCAUUUGGGGAUUAUCCAACUAAUCAGCAUCAUGAUCAUCUGGAGCCAUUGUGCCUGCUCCUCAACUGAUCCAGGUUCACUACCUAUGAAAGUUGAAGAAAUCGACCCUCGAAAGAUUUCUGCAGACACUAGAAAUAUGUGGCAAGAAGUAAAGUCAGAAAUCUCCAAAAUAAAUAAAAGCCGAAAGUUAAGCCCAGAAGAAACUAAGGAGAAAGAUAUGGAAGAAGUUGAGCUAAAACAAGUUUCUGCAAAUAAAUCAGUCAAUAAUGAUUUUACACAAGAUAAGGCUAUACCUGAUGAAGCUAGAAAUUCUGAUGAUUUAGAAAUUAGUGAGAAUACAAUUGAUCAGAGAUCAACACAAAAUGAUUGCAUCAAUGGGAGUGAGUCUUCAAGGACCUCUGCUGAUAAGAUGAAUGAUGAAAGUAAGAAAAAGCUAAUAGACUCAUUUACUAACUUCUGAAGUAAAUGCAAAAGUCUUAAACCACCAAGGACUCAUCAUUGCAGUCAAUGAGGAAGGUGAAUAGCAAGGAUGGAUCAUCACUGACCAUGGAUUGAUAACUGAGUUGGGAUUAAAAAUCAAAAACAAUUUGUUCUGUUCUUAUCAUAUCUUCUUCUUGGCUGAUGAUAUGGAAUGACCACCCUUAUUUUAGACGUAUUUAUAUGUAUCAUUAGUAAAGGCAACAAAUACUCAAAUCCUUUUGUGAUACUUAUUGCAAUGGGAACUCUAUUCAUUCAAUUUAUGUUCUUAGUGUUUGCUUACCUCAUGCUCCAAGACCAAUUCGACAGCAUUAUAAAUGAUACUUCAGUGAUUGACAGGCUAAAACGAACUCAAUUACAUAAGCCUAAAGAGCACUGGUGGGUUUUAAUUAAGAAUGUCUUUGAUAAUGAAGCUAAAAUAUGGUGGUUGCUGCCUACAAAGAUUCACAGAAACGUGACGAUUGAGAGCCAGUAUUAACUAAAUUUUCAAUAUUCGGAGCAAAUGAU
Molecule: messenger RNA, 1275 nt
Organism: Moneuplotes crassus
Lineage: Eukaryota; Ciliophora; Spirotrichea; Euplotida; Euplotidae
Source: the annotation of a GenBank genome assembly